Anguilla rostrata (American eel) is the source of this 6318-nucleotide messenger RNA. Its product is annotated as NACHT, LRR and PYD domains-containing protein 12-like. The record is from RefSeq and is a predicted model, not a curated record. Lineage: Eukaryota; Metazoa; Chordata; Actinopteri; Anguilliformes; Anguillidae. The transcript has 15 exons. Gene Ontology annotation, biological process: intracellular signal transduction. Bases 399 to 4568 code for a protein of 1389 amino acids. Gene Ontology annotation, molecular function: protein binding.
CAUUGGGCCGGAUCCUGCCUUCAUUCCCCGAGACCAUUGGUUUGUUUCCUUAUCUUCAUGUUCAGUUCCUUUUUUACUUUUUCUUAUUUCCUCCUUCCACAACUUCGCACUCCGUUUCGUCAACCCACAAGAAAGACUCUGCAGGAGCAGAUUUCAGACUACACUCAGUUUCCGGCCCAGGAAUUGUUUCAAACUCAAACGCCAUUUUAAUGACGGACGAGAAGGGAGAGGAAGUAAAAGGAGUAAACGUGAGAACGGGGAAGCUUGGAAGUCACAGGUCCGAAUAAUCUAGAUGAGAUGGGGCCUGCCUCUCAUCAAGAAGGUUGGCUAGAACCCAUUUGUGGUUUAAUCUGGUCUGAUUAAACCAGUCUCCUGAGACAGUGGGCCCUAUUUCUAACAUGAGUCUCUCCGGGGAGCCAGAGACCAAAGGUGGAACCCUCAGCUCUAACAGAAAGAGCAUCCAGGUAGAAAGAGCAGGGUCACCUGUACCCAGCUGUGUGUCUCUGAAGAGUGAUCAUUCAGUGCAUCCUCCUCUUGUUUUCAGUGGAGAGUUCACAGGUGAUCAAAGGGUCCAGGUAGAGAGAGCAGGGUCACCUGUACCCAGCUGUAUGUCUAUGAAGAGUGAUAAUUCAAUGCAUCCUCCUCUUGUCUUCAGAGGAGAGGUCACAGGUGAUAAAAGGAUCCCGUGGUCACUGGAGUCCAGCUGUUUAGAAGAGAAGAGUACAGAGAAAUUAUCUUCCACAAAACAGUCUCUCCUACGCACUCUGAUGAAGCUGAAGAAGGAUGAAAAGUUGAAAGUGUUUCAGAGCCAUCUGAGUCAGGAUUGCCCAGAAUGCUCUAAGAUUCUGUCUGAAGAUCCUUCUGUACUAGAUAAGUUCAUGAAGAUGAAGGAAUUGUUCAUGGGUCAUCAAAUUGAUGACUACCCAGAAUGCACUGAGAGGGAACAGGAGGAUCCUGAGGCCCUGUACAUAGUUGAGAAGAUGCUGGAGACCUGUGGCAUUGAGAGGUCUCUGAAGAUCACACUCCACAUCCUGAGGAACAUGAAGCAGAAGGAUCUCGCAGACUCACUGAAGCAGCACAAUGAAUCUAUACAAAGAGCCCAGCAGGCACUGAAAACUCCACUGAAGAAGAAGUUUGAAUGCAUAUUUGAAGGUUUAGCAAAGCAGAGCCACCCAACCCUGCUCAAUGAGAUCUAUACAGAGCUCUACAUCACAGAGGGGGGAAGUGGGGGGGUCAAUAAUGAACACGAGAUCAGACAGAUAGAGACAGGAUCCAAAAGACGAACUACACAGGAGACUACAAUCCUCUGCAAUGAUAUCUUUAAAUCUUUACCUGGACAAGAGAAACCCGUCAGAACUGUGCUUACAAAGGGCAUCGCUGGCAUUGGGAAAACUGUCUCUGUGCAGAAGUUUGUUCUGGACUGGGCAGAAGGAAAAGCCAAUCAGGAUGUUGAUUUCAUCUUCACUCUUCCUUUCCGAGAUCUGAAUUUCAAGAAGGAAAGAGCAUUCAGUCUGAUGCAACUUCUGCAGCAUUACUUUCCACAACUGCAAGGGAAAAGUGUUGAAAGUGAUGAAGUCAAAGUUGCGUUUAUCUUUGAUGGUCUGGAUGAAUGUCGACUUCCUCUAAAUUUCCAAAGCAAUGAGACCUGCUGUGAUAUAACAAAGUCAUCACCAGUGGAUGUGCUGCUGACCAACCUCAUUAAGGGGAAUCUGCUUCCCUCUGCUCUCGUCUGGAUCACCUCCCGACCAGCAGCAGCCAAUUGGAUCCCUCCUAAGUGUGUCCAACGAGUGACAGAGAUAAGAGGGUUCAAUGACCCACAGAAGGAGGAGUACUUCAGGAAGAGAAUCAGAGACCAGAACCUGGCCAGCAGAAUUAUCUCACACAUAAAGUCAUCCAGGAGUCUCUACAUCAUGUGUCACAUACCAGUCUUCUGCUGGAUUUCUGCUACUGUUCUGGAGACAAUGUUGGGCAAAGCAGAGAGUGGAAAUCUGCCCAAAACUCUGACUGAAAUGUACACACACUUCCUUCUCAUUCAGUCUAAUGUGAAGAAUCAGAAGUAUGAUGGUACCACUGAGACAAAACCAAAGAAAAUGUCAGAGUCAGAUACAGAAAUAAUCCUGAAACUGGGGCAGCUGGCUUUUCUACAGCUGGAAAAGGGCAAUCUGAUUUUCUAUGAAGAAGACCUGAGAGAGAGUGGCAUUGAUGUCAAUGAAGCUUCAGUGUAUUCUGGGGUGUGCACUGAAAUCUUUAAAGAGGAGUAUGGGUUGGAUCAGGAGAAGGUCUACUGCUUUGUGCAUCUGAGCAUUCAGGAGUAUCUGGCUGCCUUGUUUGUGUUUCAUUCAUGUGUAAAUGAGAACAGAAAUGUACUCAGAGCAGAAGAAUCAAAACCUCACAGUGACAGAGUGCAGCUGUCUGAGUUACACAGGAGUGCAGUGGAUCAGGCCUUAGAGAGUAAGAAUGGGCACCUGGAUCUUUUCCUCCGAUUUCUUCUUGGGCUCUCUCUGGACUCCAUUCAGACUCUCUUAGGAGGACUAUUGACAGGACAGACAGGAAGCAGAUCACUUGUAUCAGACCCUCAGACACAAACAGGAAGCAGAUCGUCUGUACGAGGCCCACAGACACAGACAGGAAGCAGAUCAGAGAGCAUAGAGAAAACCAUCCAGUACAUUAAGAUGAAGAUCAGAGAGGAAUCUUCAGCAGAGAGGACCAUCAAUCUGUUCCACUGUCUGAAUGAACUGAAUGACAACUUCCUAGUGCAGGAAAUCCAGAAUUCCCUGAGAUCAGGAAAACUUUCUGAUAAAGAGCUGCAACCAGACCAAUGUUCAGCUCUGGCCUUUGUGUUACUGAUGUCCGAGGAGAUCCUGGAUGAGUUUGACUUGAAGACCUACAACACAUCAGCAGCAGGCCAUCAGCGACUUCUACCAGUAGUCAAGAACUGCGGGAAGGCCGUACUGAACAGCUGUGGCCUCACAGAGAAGUCCUGUGAUGUUGUGGCCUCAGCUCUCCAGUCACUAAACUCACCCCUGAGAGAUCUGGACCUCAGCUACAAUAACCUGGGAGAUUCAGGAGUGAAGCUGCUCUAUGCUGGACAGAUGAGUCCAAACUGUAAACUACAGAGACUGGGACUGAAUAGCUGUGACCUCACAGAGAAGUCCUGUGAUAUUUUGGCCUCAACUAUCCAGUCACCGAACUCAUCCCUAAGAGAUCUGGACCUCACCUACAAUAACCUUGGACAUUCAGGAGUGGAGCUGCUCUGUGCUGGACUGAUGAGUCCAAACUGUAAACUACAGAGACUGGGACUGAACGGUUGUGACCUCACGCAGAAGUGCUGUGAUAUUGUGGCCUCAGCUCUUCAGUCAUCAAACUCACCCCUGAGAGAUCUGGACCUCACUUACAAUAACCUGGGAGAUUCAGGAGUGAAGCUGCUCUGUGCUGGACUGAUGAGUCCAAACUGUAAACUGCAGAGACUGGACCUCAGCAACAAUAACCUGCGAGAUUCAGGAGUGAAGCUGCUCUGUGCUGGACUGAUGAGUCCAAACUGUAAACUGCAGAGACUGGGGCUGGGUUGGUGUAAUCUCACAGAGGUCUGCUGUGAUGUUCUGGCCUCAGUCCUGCGUUCUCCUCACUCAGAGCUGAGAGAUCUGGAGCUCAGAGACAAUGAGCUGCAGGAUUCAGGAGUGAGAGCGCUCUCUGCUGGACUGGAAGACUCUAAACUGCAAAGACUGGGACUGUCAGGCUGUGGAGUCACACACAGAGGCUGUGAUUCUCUGGCUUCAGCUCUGUAUUCAAACCCCUCACACCUGAGAGAGCUGGACCUGAGAUACAAUCACCCAGGAGACUCAGGAGUGAGAGCGCUGUCUGCUGCUAAACUGGACACACUCACACUGCUUGUGGACCAUGGAGGAGAGAACAGGACCAAACCAGGACCCAGUAAAUACGGCUGUCAGCUCACACUGGAUCCAAACUCAGCGAGCAGAGAACUGUCUCUGUCUGAGGGGAACAGGAAGGUGACACACACACCGGGGAGAGAGGAGCCAUAUCCUGAUCAUCCGGAGAGAUUUGAGUUUGUGCCUCAGGUUGUGUGCAGAGAGAGUGUGUGUGAGCGCUGUUACUGGGAGACUGAGUUCAGUGUGUCUGAGGGGGGAGGGGUUUCUAUAGCAGUGACACAUAAAGGAAUCAGCAGGAAAGGACGGGGUUCUGAUUGUAGGUUUGGAGACAAUAAAAACUCCUGGAGUUUGAGGUGCUAUAAAGACAGUUAUGCUGAUGAACUCAGUUACUCUGUCUGUCACAAUAAGAACCGAACACUCAUACCUGCCCGCCCUUUCCCCUACCGCAGAGCAAGAGUGUGUGAUGACGAUGAUGAUGAUGGUGAUGAUAGCACUGGUAGAGGAGUGUGUGUGUACAGGGUAGGAGUGUGUGUGGACCGUCUGGCCGGCACUCUGUCCUUCUACAGAAUCUCUGACUCUGACACACAGACUCUCCUGCACAGAUUCCACACACACUUUACUCUACACACACCUCUCUGUGCUGGAUUGGGAUUAGUAAGAUCGUCGGUGUCCCUCUGCUAACUGGAGUAGAUACACAAACACACACACACUCACACUACAAGUUGUCACACAAACUCCAGCAGUUCUCACGUGCAGGCUACUAUGGAAACUUGAGUGGCGGAACGCAACCAUUGUUGUAGUUUCAAUAUAGCAACUUGUUAGCUACAACACGGAGGUAACCCCCGGUUACGCAGCUCCUCACACACGGCAGUAACCCCCGGUUACCCAGCUCCUCACACACGGUGGUAACCCCCGGUUACGCAGCUCCUCACACACGGCAGUAACCCCCGGUUACCCAGCUCCUCACACACAGAGGUAACCCCCGGUUACGCAGCUCCUCACACACGGUAGUAACCCCCGGUUACCCAGCUCCUCACACACAGUGGUAACCCCCGGUUACCCAGCUCCUCACACACGGCAGUAACCCCCGGUUACGCAGCUCCUCACACACGGCAGUAACCCCCAGUUACACAGCUCCUCACACACGGUGGUAACCCCCGGUUACGCAGCUCCUCACACACGGUGGUAACCCCCGGUUACCCAGCUCCUCACACACGGAGGUAACCCCCGGUUACCCAGCUCCUCACACACGGUGGUAACCCCUGGAAAUGAUGCCCUGCAUCCCUGGUUGCAUAGCCCUCAUUUGUCAAUUUUUUGGGGGGGGUUUUGAUUUCUGCUGCUUUUACAUUCUGUUGUCAAAAACGAAUAAAGUCAGUUUAAAAACCAGCUUGUGAUUAAAGAACCAUAAUGCUUCAUUGGCAAUUUAGUAAACUGUUAUGCACUUUUCCUGAGAAUUUUUUUUUUUUUUUUGAGAAACAGGUUUGAGGGUUCAGAGUGACAGGGACUGUUAAGUCCCAUGUGCCUGUGUGCGCUUGUGUGUGUGUGUGUGUGUGUGUGUGUGUUUUGUUUGUUUGUUUGUUUUGGUUCCACUCCCCUCUCACUGUCCUGCUUCACAGUUCCACCCUCCCAUUGGUCUGCAGUUACCCCAUUCGAACAAGAAUCCAUUCCAGCCAGCCAAUCAGAAGCCGACCACCAGUUUAAAUCCGCCGGUGUCUUAUACCCAUUGCUUUAAGCUGCAUAAUUUUUGAUUUACCGUUCUGUUCUGUAGUUUAACUGCCAGUUUUGUUACGUGCGUUCUGUGGGUUGUCCUGUUGGGUCUUUCGCUUUGUAGACCUUUGGUUACAUACAUUGAAACUAAAACAGGUAAGCUAACAAAAUUGUCUUACACAUACACAUCUCACCACAUACAUAUAGGUUGAACGAGUUGUAUUAGGCACACUAGGUUAGGAGCUAGUGCCACCCUUGUUAUUUUCGGCUUUGGUUAGGGUUUAAUACAGUCGUUUAGUGGUCCCAGUGGUCCCAAAUUACCUCCUAAACUCUCCCCCUCUGUUUCAAGUUACACUUAAAUAUAAGUGUCACUUACAUAAGGGCCACUCACAAGUGAGGGCUGGCAUCGAAGUGAUGGGGAACACAAAAGGCAGGGUUUGUGUGGGACAGGCUUUCGGUCUGCUCCAACCAGAAUUCCGGUCGGGAUUUAUAGGCCGGAAUUUACCAAGAAUAAAUUAUCAAUAAUAAAUCAUCACCACUUAAAUGAGUAUCACUUAACAGUUGGGCACGGUGAGCGACUUUGAACUUCAUUACAAAUAAUGAUUACAGCAAUUUAGAUCGGUGUUAUCAGUACAUUUUAAUAAAUCAAAUUUUUAUCAUUUUUUUUACAACACUAGUUUGCAAAUAAAACAAUACUGUGAUGACCAUGAUAACUGUCUUUAGA